This is a messenger RNA of Papilio polytes (common Mormon), 1412 nucleotides long. RefSeq names its product aminoacylase-1-like. The record is from RefSeq and is a predicted model, not a curated record. The transcript is spliced from 10 exons. Gene Ontology annotation, molecular function: aminoacylase activity. NCBI's taxonomy places the organism in Eukaryota, Metazoa, Arthropoda, Insecta, Lepidoptera, Papilionidae. Bases 96 to 1412 code for a protein of 438 amino acids.
AGGAAAUACGGCAUCCCGAUAUUAGGCUUCUCGCCUCUGCCUAAAACUCAGUUCCUCGAUCACGGAUAUGACGAAUUUGUCGACAAUAAAGCACUAUGAACAGCUUAUUGUUAUUUGUGAGUUUAUUAAUAAUGCAACAAACGAAUGCAAACAAAUGCUGCGUUCAGCCCGCGGUGCGAUUGCUUCAACGAUAUGUUAAAAUAAAUACUACAGUCGGUAAUGACCAAUCUGAAGCAAUUAAAUUUUGGAAAGGUCUAGCUGUUAAAUCAAAGGCUACGUUCAAUACAUACGAUUAUAUAGAAGGCUAUCCUAUAAUUGUACUUAAAUGGAAGGGCAGUAAUCCUUCACUGAGCAGUAUCGUUCUCUUGUCACAUAUAGAUGUCGUUCCUGUUGCCAACGAGACGGAAUGGAAACAUCCGCCAUUUUCAGGAAAAAUAACAAAAGAUGGUUUGUUAUACGGCCGUGGAUCACAAGACUGCAAAUCAUCCGGUUUACAAUAUUACCUAGCAAUAAAACGAUUAAAUAAACAAAAAAUUAAGCUUCAGAGAGAUAUAUAUCUCAUUUUGUUAAGUGAUCAUGAAAAUGGUGUCACGGAGGAAAAACUACAACCAUUUAUAGAAAGCAAGGAUUUUAAAAACAUGUACAUCGGCGGCGGUAUAGACGAAGGAGUCUCUUAUAAUUCAGAUAAAGUACUACUAUUUUACCAAGAUAAAGGUUUAAUAGUACUUGAAGUUGAUUGCUACGGAAUCGAGACGCACGGCUCACUCAUGCCAGAUUCUCAUAUUACGGCUAUAGGAAAGUGCGCGAAAGUGAUAGAGUCGUUACAAGAGUACCGCGACGAGCAACUAGAUUACAUGAAGAAGUUCCCAGUCAGCAACACUGGAAACUUUACCAGCAUUAACUUGAAUAUAUUAAAGGGCGCCGUGACUGAUAGUGUGCUGCCCGGUCGCAUAACUCUUCGUUACUACAUCAAUCCGUCAAUCAGCACGACGGUAUCGAAAGUGUUUAAUGAGCUGAAAGAAAGGAUAGAAAAGCUGGAUAGCGGUAUAAAGUUAACCAUUGUACGGUCUGCUGAGAAAUCUCCUGCCGUCAAAACUGACGAUACGAACCCUUACUGGAAAGCUAUUUCUGAUGGUGCCAAAAGCGCAAAUAUUACCUUCAACCCGAGCGUCAUCUUCGACCAAUCCAACGCUGGUGUUAUGAGAAAGUUUGGUUUUCCCAUAUUAGGUUUCUCUCCGUUACAGAAAACUGAGUUUCUCGUGCACGGAAUCAAUGAAAACAUCAAUAUUACUAUAUUUUUAAAGGGUAUCGACCUUUAUGAGAAGUCUAUACAAAAUUUAGCGAAUCUCUCAGAAAAGGACGUAGCGAAUGACACAAGUUCCUAUCUUACUGGUUAUGAUAAGAAACAUUGA